Salvia miltiorrhiza (redroot sage) is the source of this 1565-nucleotide messenger RNA. RefSeq names its product glucan endo-1,3-beta-glucosidase 13-like. The record is from RefSeq and is a predicted model, not a curated record. Gene Ontology annotation, molecular function: hydrolase activity, hydrolyzing O-glycosyl compounds. NCBI's taxonomy places the organism in Eukaryota, Viridiplantae, Streptophyta, Magnoliopsida, Lamiales, Lamiaceae. Bases 68 to 1249 code for a protein of 393 amino acids. Gene Ontology annotation, cellular component: plasma membrane. The transcript has a single exon. Gene Ontology annotation, biological process: carbohydrate metabolic process.
UAUGACUGCAAAAUAGCGGUUAAACCCGCCAUUGAUUACCUCUAAACCCCCAAACACACACGCGAAAAUGCCUUCUCUCCACCUCAUCACUUCCAUCCUCCUCCUCCUUUCCGCCGCCGCCGCCGCCACCACCAUAGGCGUCACGUACAACCCCUCCGCCCCCAACCUCCCCCCGCCUGAACGCGUAGUCUCCACGCUCCAAUCCCUCCGUAUCUCCGCCGUCCGCCUCCUCGAUCCGUCCCCCGCCGCCGUCCGCGCCUUCGCCUACACCAACAUCACCCUCCUCCUCACCGUCCCCAACCACCUCAUCCCCUCCUUCGCCGCCAAUCGCUCCGCCGCCGCCCUCUGGCUCCGCUCGCACGUCCUCCCCUACCACCCCCGCACUCGCAUCUCCCUGAUCUCCGCCGGCUCCGACGUCAUCACCACCACCUCCGCCGCCUCCGAUCCCACCGCCGACCCCUCCACCACCCUCCUCCCGGCCAUACGCAACCUCCGCCUCGCCCUAUUCGACCUCGGCAUCCGCACCAUCUCCGUCUCCACCACCUUCUCCUUCAUCGACAUCAUGACGACGUCGUUUCCCCCUUCCACCGCCGAAUUCCAGGAGCCGAUCGGAUCGCUCGUCGUCCGCCCCUUGCUCCAGUUCCUCGACGAAACCAACUCCUCCUUCCUCAUCAACCUCUACCCCUACAACAUCUUCAAAAUCAACUCCGAAAUUCCGGUCGGAUUCGUUCUAUUUCAGGAGCAUCCGUUCAAUUUCCGUGACGACGUGGUCACCGGAGUGAGAUACCGGAACUUGUUCGACAUGAUGGUCGACGCCAUCGUCGCCGCCAUGGCGGUGUCAGGGCAGGAGAAUGUGCCGGUGAUCGUGACGGAGACCGGGUGGCCGAGCCAGCCGGAGGCGCAGGACGCCGGAAACUACGCCGAGAUGUACCUGAGAGGGCUACUGAGGCAUCUGCGAUCUGGAUUGGGAACGCCUCUGAGGAAGGAAGGGGCGGCGGAGGCUUAUGUCUAUGAGCUGUUCGAUCAGAAGAGUACCUUCAACAAUACGAAUGGUACAAACAGUGAUGCGUCGAUGAGUGGCCGCGCCGCCGGAGGGAAACAAUGGGGGAUCAUGUACCCUAACAUGACGAUGAAGUACAGGGUCCAUUUCUCCGAUGCGCCGCGGAAUCUUGAUAAAAGGUUCGAUCGCCUGAUUAAUCUAGCUUACCUUCUGCUCGUGUUGCUCAAUUGGAAAGUAAUGAGAAGUUAGUGACGAUUUUCUGUUUGGGUUUUGAACACUGGGAUGGAUCUGGGAAGUUGACUAGUUUGAUUCAUUUGAUUCUUUUCUUUUUUGGGGGGAAUUUGGAUUGCUGUUAGAAUGAUGAGCUGCCAAUGAGAUUUUCUUUACCAGCUUGAGAUUCUUAUCAUAUCUCUGCAUUAUUUCUGUGAAUUUCUAUGCAUUCUAUUAAUUGAUCAAGAAAUUGGAUAAGAUGCCUACAUUUUGAUAAUAGUUUUGAUUGGGAUCUGGUAGAUUCUGUUCUAGUCAUUGAUUUGAAUUUAGUUUCAAUUUAAUGCAUCAUUUGAAA